Fundulus heteroclitus (mummichog) is the source of this 1679-nucleotide messenger RNA. RefSeq names its product retinal degeneration 3, GUCY2D regulator (gene rd3). The record is from RefSeq and is a predicted model, not a curated record. Bases 255 to 899 code for a protein of 214 amino acids. Lineage: Eukaryota; Metazoa; Chordata; Actinopteri; Cyprinodontiformes; Fundulidae. The transcript is spliced from 3 exons.
UAGGCUCCUGGGAGGAGGAGGAGGAGGAGGAGGAGGAAGGCUCAGAGAGGUGGAGAUAACACUGAGAGAGUACAGAAGUGAGAGAGAGAGACCAUCAUCUUCUGUCUCUGCUUUUCACUUGGAUCGUCAAGCUGCCUCUGCGAUGUCCGAGGACCUCUACACUUAUUUUCUUCUCUGAUUUUGUUCCCACCGGAGCCCGACAACAAACUUGAGAACAACAGCAACCGAAGGAGACAGUGAAGGAGGACAGAGCCAUGUCCUCCUGGUUUAACUGGAAUGAGCCCUAUCAGCGGAGCCCCCCCAGAGACCCGGCCGACGUGGUCACCGACACCCUGAUGCUGGAGUUCAGCUGGCAGCUGAAGGAAGCGGAGAGGCUGCAGAGGGAGCGGGAGAACGAGUACCGGCGUCUGAAGACCGGGGUGGAUUACAGCUGGCUGGCCAGCACGCCUCGCUCCUCCUACAACAUCAGCACUGGGGAAAGACUGGCCCUGGAGGACCUUUGCGCCAAGGUGCCGCCCUCCUGCUGCGGGCUGGUCAUCCUCAGGUUCAGGGAUGCUAUGCAGACCAACGAGCCCGAGGUACACGAGGUGUCCAGCCAGUUCCGAUCCGUCCUCCUGGAGGCCCUGGAUCAGCUGAAGGAGGAGCAGGAGGUGCAGCGGCUGGCCCGCCAGUGGAACAACAAGCGAGCCAUGAGCAUGAACUUCAAGUCGCGGAUCAAGAUCAACCCGUUUGGAAGCACCGCGGGCCUCACCGCCGCCAUGGGCAACGGCAUGGGGCUGAGCGACCUGAAAACCGUCUCCGAGGACGUGGAGAAGGGGAUGGAGAGGGAGAGGGGGCAGAGGGUGUGGAGCAUGCCCGACUUUAGAUACAAAGGCAGCAGCAGCAGUAGAGUUGUCUGAUGUGGGGCGUUCGGAGAACACGAGACACACUGCAAAAAGGGAACUAAAUGUGAGUAAAGUUCUCUUAAAAUUAGUAUAUUUUCCCUUGAUUUGAGCAGCUAAGUAAGACUAUUUGCCAAUGGAGUGAGUAAUUGUACCCCUAAGAUAAGAUAAUUAGAUAUCUGGCACUUGAAAUAAGAUGGAGAUGAAAUGUUCUUAUUUUAAGUGCAAAACUCUUAUUCCAUUGGCAAAUAGUCUUAUUUAGCUGCUCAAAUCAAGGAAAAAGAAAAUUUUACUUACUUUUAGUUCCAUUUUUGCAGUGCAGGCAGACGUUCCAGUGAGACUUCAGGUCUAACAUGUUGAAGGCCAAGGCUAGAUUUUCACUAUUCUGAUAUUAAGAUGUUGCCAGAGAUUAUCUUUUGCAGUGAUGUCUCUUAUUUUGUAGGAAUUUGGCAUCAAAGCAUCGAGGGCUACUUAUGCUGCAGCCUAAUAGUAUUACUUAUACAUUUUAGAAGUAAUUUUAAAGCUCUGUUGAAAAGGAGGAUGCUGCUUGCGUUGGUCAACACUGGAAAAAAAAAAGCUAAAUGUGUAAAAUGUAGAAAACGGCUGUAAAGUGCAAAAAUGUUUAUGUAGGAGGAGGUACGCAGUUUUUUUUUUCUAUAAAUUUCAAAGAGUGAGUCAUCCUCCAUGUGUGAAAACAGAGCGGAAAGGUUAGAAAAACUACAAGCUAUUCCUCCUGCGCUUUUUAUUUUCAACAGGGUUUAAAAAGAAGUGAAAAAGUAAAAAAAAAAAAAAAAAAAA